AUGGAAUCGGCUCAACAAUGUGGUUGUAACGAUUGUCUCAGGACAGUACCGCCGCCUGACAUACCAAGGCCGUUAUGUCAAUGCUGUUGUCCGCCACCACCACCACAACGGACAAUCUUAUGCGGAGGUAGACAAAAAUUAGAGCCAUUGAAUAAACCAGAACCGGAGUGUAGUCCAAAACUCUGUUCAAUAUUUGGUAAACAUGACACAGAUCCAUAUCCAGAAAAACCAUGUAUAACAAAACCUAAAAAAGAAAAGAAUGAAAAUUAUAAUUCUCUUGGCUCACCCAUUGGUCUCGUCAGUUCCAAUGUUAAUUUCAAAAAUGACGGUAAGGGACCUGACAUUGCUGAGGUUCGUUAUGCCACGUAUUUGAAAGCGUUUGCUCGCUUACAUGUAAAUCCGGAAACUGUCUGGAAUUCAUUAGUUAUCGAUGAGGUGAUGAAAGACGGUCUUCUCUUAUGUUCUGCAUCUGAAAGAGAAGAAAAUCUACCUAUAUCUUCCCCCGAUAUAUAUGCCUCACAUGAACGGGGUAUAUUACGGGAAUUUGAACUGGUCGGAUGUAACUUUCAAGUUGAAUUGAUGGGCAAAUUUCGUUUGGUGAAAACAUCCACCGAUACGCCAGGUGAAGCAGGUGAUGGUAAUAAUCCAGAUUUGCCACUUGUAGAAAAUAUUAAAUCUGCUCUGAAGGCUUUCUUUCGCAAGCAUAAAUAUUGUUUGCUAUCAGUUGGACAAUUUUACGUGAUGAUCUGGCAUACGAGAGGAGCAUUCUUCAUAUUCGAUGUGGGCGGUCGUAGACUCUCUGAUUUCAAUUCGGAUAAGGAGAAGGGAGUAGCGAUGUUAAUAUGCUUAAAAACCUUAGAUAACGUCAGGCACUUAAUUUUAAAUUUAAGCGACUUAUCUAAGGAUGAUCCAUGCACUAUGCGUGAAAUGAAAAUCGUAAAAUUAGUCACGCCCUCUGGUAAUAUAAUACAAAGGGAAUAUGGCCCUCGACAACAUGAAUAUGAAAUUGCUAGUGAUGAUUAUGCCUAUCUGAAGGGAAAGUUACAUUUAUCCUUAAAUCGCGGCGAAUUACUACGCAAUCGUAGUGCUUUGCCAGCGGGUGUAACUGCUAUGUUAGUAUCGAAAAUUGACCAUCCAGCUACAUGGAAUAGAAAAAUGGUCGAUAAAAUUAUAUGCUUUGGUGUUAACUUUUGUCAAGCUUGUUGGAUUAAAUGUACCAGCACAGAUCCUAUAGAUGUUGAUGAAUUUCCAUCUUAUUUCAACAUUGGGCAGUUUCGAGCACAUAUAGAAUUAAUCCCCCGAAAAUACGAAGGUAUAUGGCGUUGUGUACCUGGUUACAAAUUUACGGAUUUGGCUCAAACUCUCGAAAGGGCUUUCCAAAUGGGUGACACGAAAUUGCUGUUCCAAAUUAAUUUCCAAAUGUAUGCCAUUUGGAAACAGAAUGAUUUCAUAUAUCUGUUCGAUCCAUUCCGUCAUCGAAUAGUGGGCAUGCCUAACCAGCCAAGCAAAGUAGAAGACAUGGAAAAGCAUGCAACUGUAAGAAUGUUUCGGUCUUUCGAUGUAUUUAUGACGGUCUUCAAUGCGAUAUUAUUAGAUUCGAAUAGAUCCAGCCCAUUCUAUUUACAUGUUCUGAAGAUCCGCAACAUACAAUUAAAAGAGAAAAAAGACGGUACACCUGCACCAGAAGAAGAACCCCAACUAGGUCCUGAUGGAGAAGUGAAGUCCUUAAAUGAAGUUAUUUGCUUUGAAGAAUCCGAGGAUAUGUGUCAAAAGAUGUUGGGCGAGAUUAGUGACUAUGAGGACGAGGACUUAUUCUCUGCUGUAUUUGAAUUAGAACUAAAGACAUCGUCUAGUGAGGUAGAAAUAAUGGAAGAGGAAGAAGAAGGCGGUGGAGGUCCACUUGAAGAACUGGAAGGUGUGGAAUCGUCAUCAACAGAUGAUGAGGAAGGUGCAAAAAAAGGCGGGAAACAUGGUAAAAGCGGCAAAGAUGGUAAAGGCGGCAAAGGCGGUAAAGGCGGUAAAGGUGGCAAAGGCGGUAAGGGCGGAAAGGGUGGCAAGAGCGGCAGGGGUGGUAAAGGCAAAAAAGGUAAAGGUGCCCAAGAUGUUGACGGUGAUGUAGACGAUGAGCAGGAGCAAAGAGAUGGCGGUACUAAGGGAAAGAGAGGACAAAAAAGCAGCGCACGAGCCAAACGUAUUUCCGCCGAUGAAUCAAAAGCAGCUCAAGGAGAACUAGAUAAGAAAAAGGAAGAAUUAGAUAAACAAAAACAAACGGAACAAGAUAAAAUAAAGUUAUCAGAAAUGGAGAGACAAAAGCAAGCAGAAUCCGAUAAAUUAAAGGCAGCGGAACUUGAUAGUAUGAAACAACAAACGUUUGGAGAUAAACUAAAGCAAGCUGAACAGGAUUAUCUAAAACAGCAAGAACUAGAUAAACUCAAAAAAUUGGAACAAGAUAAAAUCAAGAAGUUGGAACAAGAUAAACUCGAACAGUUGGAACAAGAUAAAUUGAAACAAGCAGAACUGGAUAAGAUAAAACAAGCAGAGCUGGAUAAAUUAAAACAAGCAGAGCUGGAUAAAUUAAAACAAGCAGAGCUGGAUAAACAAAAAAAAGCACCAGAGCUUGAUAAACAAAGGAAAGCAGAGUUAGAUAAGCUGAAGCAAGCAGAACUGGAUAAUAAGCAGAAGUUAGCAGAGCUAGAUAAAAUGAAGCAAAAUGAGCUUGAUAGACAAAGGCAAGCAGAAUUGGAUAAACAAAAACAACUGACAGAAGCAGAUAAGAUAAAGAAAGAGGAAUUGGAGAAACUAAGGCAAGCAGAACUCGAGAAACAAAAGCGCGGGGAAAUUGCCAAACAAACUGCUAUGCCGAAGGGAGAUCUUGCGUAUAAGAAACCGGAAUUAGAUAAAACAAAGCGCACAGAGCAUGAAGCUGGGAUGGACAUGUAUAAACAAUUGAAAGCAGAACUGGAAGAGCAAAAGAAAGCCGAACAGGAACUACAAAGGGAAGAAGACCUUGCGAAGCAAAAACAAGCUGAACUGGAUAGACAAAAGAUAGAGGAACUGGAAAAAUUAUUAAAAGAAGGAAAAGAAAAACAAAUGGAAAUGGAAAAAGAAAGGCAAAAAGACCUCGAAAAAUUACUUCAACUAGAAAGGGAAAAAGAGAGAAAACUUAAAGAUAAGGCGAAACGUUGCGCCGAACGCAGAGAUGAGGCGACUGAAGCUGACGAUGAAUGUGAAGACUUCUUUAAAGAAAGCAAACGUUUCGUCACAGCUCCUAACCCUAAUCGGUAUCCUGGUUUUGCCCCCAAAGCUGCCGACAUAGUAGUGGUUGGCUCUGAAACUGGCAGUUAUAAUAGUCUAUGCAAAUUGAUAAGUGCCGGCUUUCGCGCCGCUGAUCGUAUCCUCGUCAUGACACCGUGGGGCAACUUUGUUCUCUUCCGUUGCGAGAAUAAAAAGAAUAAAGAUAUAAGAAACUAUUUUCUAUUUGAUGGCUGCACUUGCAACGUUAACCGUUUCCGUCAUUUGGAUUUAAGUGUUGGUACAGCAGGCCUUUUGAGCUUCAAGGAGGUCAACGAUCUAAUCGAAUAUAUACGCCGAGUACGUAAGCAACGUCACAGAAGAACGGUUACGAAAUGUACCGCUAAUGAAAUUUGCAAGCAAUAUUGCGUAUAAGAAUGUGUUUCAUUACCGUU
Molecule: messenger RNA, 3686 nt
Organism: Glossina fuscipes
Lineage: Eukaryota; Metazoa; Arthropoda; Insecta; Diptera; Glossinidae
Gene: ms(3)76Cc
Exons: 4
Coding region: 1-3666 (1221 amino acids)
Source: RefSeq, a predicted model, not a curated record